AAAAGAGAUUUGUGUGAGAGGGGCGAUGGCAUUUUGGUGCUUAAAGUAAAAAGGUUUUAUUUUUCGGGUAAUUUAAAUUAGAUUAUAAACUGGAGGGGGAUGUGUCAGCAAAUCCGCGUGAUAACAUAAUCCAUGGUAUAAUCCUAGAUAGGAUUCCCCCUCUUUCUAUUUUCAGCCAACAAAACAAAUUUGUAAUUUUUGAGGACGAAACAGUGGCUUCUCUCUUGAAUCUAGUUUCGCAGCAACAGCUUUCUGGUUAGAUGCAAAGACUGUUACACGCCUAGUUUCUACUCUGUUCUGUAAUUGAAGUUUUAUUCCCUGGUACAAAAAUGGUACAAGGGCUUUCAUUAAGCACACUAACAACGUCUGGAAAUGGCGGGUUUCAUUCGUCAACUUCUUCAUGGAGAAGACAUUUCAAACUAGUGAAGACAACCCAUAUAGGGAUUGAUAGGCAAUGUCUUUGGCAGCAGUGUGUUCAAAACUUACACAUGUGGGGUAAACCCAAUAGACUAAGACAAAGAAAUUUGAGGGUUGAAGCUGGAUGGCUCUUUAAAGGGGGUGACGAAGGGUUCGAUUCAAGCUCAGAGCGCAGUGAGACAGCUAAUGAGGAUAUACUGAUUUUCUUUUUUCAGUUAGACUUGGCAACUCGAGUACAGUGCGCUUUAAACAUGGAGCAGUAUGAUAUUGCACAACAGUUGAGAAACAAGCUUACUGAGGUUGAGGCAGAAAUAACCAGGCAAAAGGAGGCAAAAAGGGGAUUAUCCUCAAAGAAUGAAGCUCAAGAUAAGGCUAUAAGUAUCUUACGUUUGCGUGCAGAUUUGCAGAGUGCAAUUGAGAGUGAGAGUUAUGCUUUAGCAGCUGAACUCCGGGAUCAAAUUUCCAAACUAGAGGCAGAGUCUCUGGCUGCAUCAGCAAAAGCUCUGGUGUUUGAAACUGCACAAUAUGCAUUUCGUUUAGGGCAGAAAGUGAAGCAUAAAAUUUUUGGCUAUCGUGCUGUAAUUUGCGGAAUGGAUCCAGUGUGUUGUGAAUCUAGUUCAUGGAUGGACACUGCACAAGUUGAAAAAUUGCCUCGAGGUUCUAAUCAGCCAUUUUAUCAGGUCUUGGUUGACGUGCAUGCAGACCCCAAUCUACUAGUGGCAUAUGUUCCUGAGGAUAAUUUGUUAGCCCCUGAACAACCAGACACGGGAAGGUUCGAUCAUCCAUAUGUUUCCUUUUUAUUUUAUGGGAUGGAUACAGCUGGAGAUUUCAUCCCAAUCAAGCAGCUGCUUGAGAAGUACAACAGGCCUCGUCAUGAAGCGCCCAUCGAUCCAGAAGAUGAGGAGCCUAAGUGAACGAUGCUUGUGAGCUUUAUAAGGCAAUUUUCAUUCGGAGUAGUCAUUCACAAUAGUUCAUAACGAGAUGGGCUCGUACCUUGUAGCUUGUUAUGAUAAUGAUUCUUGUUAUCUUGUAUAUCCUAUAUUUUCCUCUAUUUUUUUUUAUUCUUGGGGAGGAUGGAGCCUCUUGUAAACUUGAGAUGGAAAACCAUUCAGGAAAAGUUCAUGUAUUUAUCGGUGCCUUUAGGUGAAAGAAUAAAUAAUAU
Messenger RNA from Pistacia vera, 1579 nucleotides. RefSeq names its product clp protease adapter protein ClpF, chloroplastic. Lineage: Eukaryota; Viridiplantae; Streptophyta; Magnoliopsida; Sapindales; Anacardiaceae. The coding region runs from base 330 to 1331 and encodes 333 amino acids. The transcript has 9 exons. The record is from RefSeq and is a predicted model, not a curated record. Gene Ontology annotation, molecular function: protein binding; DNA binding.